This is a messenger RNA of Beta vulgaris subsp. vulgaris (sugar beet), 820 nucleotides long. RefSeq names its product HVA22-like protein a. The record is from RefSeq and is a predicted model, not a curated record. NCBI's taxonomy places the organism in Eukaryota, Viridiplantae, Streptophyta, Magnoliopsida, Caryophyllales, Amaranthaceae. The transcript has 5 exons. Bases 119 to 673 code for a protein of 184 amino acids.
AGGGAAUCUCUAGGACAAACUAUGCAAGCAAAGCUAAAGAGUCUUCAUUUCUUUACCUUUCCCACAAAAACCAUCACUUCAACUUAAGCUUAGUAGAGAGGUAGCUAGGAAAUAAACUAUGGGUUCAGGAAAUGGAAAUAAUGGAAAUAAUAACAAUUUCCUCUAUGUUGUAGCAAGUAACUUUGAUGUCCUUGCUGGGCCAUUAGUUGCGCUUGUUUAUCCUCUAUAUGCUUCAGUUAAAGCGAUUGAGAGUGGUUCGAGAGCAGAUGAUCAACAAUGGCUAACUUAUUGGGUGUUGUAUUCCUUAAUUACCAUCUUUGAGCUCUCCUUUGCCAAAGUCCUCGAAUGGUUCCCAAUAUGGAGUUACGCUAAGCUAUUCUUCACAUGCUGGUUAGUGUUGCCUCAAUUCAAUGGAGCAACUUAUGUUUAUAAGAAUUUCAUUAGGCCUUUCUAUAUGAACCCCCAAAUUAGGACCCCUUCUACCAUGUGGUAUAUACCCAAGACGAAGAACUUAUUCAAUAAACAAGAUGAUAUUUUAUAUGCUGCCGAGAAGUACAUGGAAGAAAAUGGAACCGAAGCUUUUGAGAGGAUCAUUAAAAAGGCCGAUAGAGAAGCAAAAUCAAGGAGGAAACACUACAUGAUAUUUGAAGAGGAUCAUAAUGGAUAUUAUUGAGCAAUAUGACCUUUUGUUAAUUGAUUAGAUGUUCACUUGCAUUAGUCUUAAUUUACUGACUUUGCUACACUUCUAGGGUUUUGAUGUAUAUAUACUCUGUGUAUUUGGUGACCAUAUCUUUGAUUCUAAGUGGUCUUCUUUUUUUCA